Messenger RNA from Prorocentrum cordatum, 2040 nucleotides. Lineage: Eukaryota; Dinophyceae; Prorocentrales; Prorocentraceae. The record is from the annotation of a GenBank genome assembly.
AUGCAGGUCUUCCAGUUCAAGGCGCGUGACCUCAAAGAAGGACGCAUUUGGUCUUGCACGUCUUUCGACUAUGAAUCUAUAAAUUGGUUGACUUCAAUCGGUAAGUGGACAUUGAACCGUCUUGACGGACCAGGGGUCAGUUUUAAGCGUGGCUGCUAUUGGUUCCACGCAGCUUUUGGGGAUCGGCUCGAGUUUGGGUCGUACACCCUCCGGAAGAUCAUGAACACUGACGGAACGCCGUUGGAACCCGCCUACAGUGAGUUCGUGAGCUACAUGGAGAUAAAGCGCAAAGACACCCCGAUGAUCACCGAAACGCCGUUGAUGUGGGCUGCGGUCAAGGGCCACACCGAGGUUGUCUGCGUGCUGCUGGAAGCAGGCGCAGACCCCCUCGCGGUGGACGCGCUGGGCGCGACGCCCGCUCUUCUCGCGGUGCAGUACCAGCAGGUCCCGGCGCUGCUGGUGCUCCUGGGCCGCGGCCAGCACGAGAGGCAGCUCGUCUCCACGGACCACCAGGGGCGAUCUCCCGCGCACUGGGCGGCCUACAAGGGCCAGCCCGAGGCCUUGCACGCCCGGGCCCCGGCCUCUCCGUCAGCGACCCGCCGGCCGCGCUCGCCCGUGGCCGUGUCAGUGCGGCCAAUCUCCAGGCAGCGGGCGUCGGCGCCAGGUGCAGGGCUUGGCUGCCGGGGCGAGGUGGCGGAGACGGUUGCGCUGCCGAUGCCACCAAAGGGAGUGACUGAGUACCUGGUCCAGGUCGUCGGGGCUGGGGUGGCGCCCGGCGGGGCGCGGGAGCAAGCUGGCCGGCCUUGGCCGCCUGCCGCGGUGGCGCGCGCCUGCCGCGCCCUGCAGAGCGCGGCCGGCGGCGAGGGGCGGCCGCCCGCCUCGCCAGGGGGCUGCGGGGAGCCCCCCGCCCGCGCGCGCGCGCGGCAGAGGCAGCUGCGGGCGGCCGGCGGCGGCCGGCGGCGGUCGGACGGUGGCCGGCGACCGUGGGCGGCGGCCGGCUGGUGGUUGUUUACGGCGGCCGGCCGGCAGUGGCGGGCCCCGGGCGGCGGCCGCGCUGCUGCCAUGCCGCGCGCGGGGCCUCGGGUGGGCCCGCUGCGGCGGGCGCCCCUGCCUGUCGGCGCGGCCUGCGUCGGCGCCGCGGCGCUGCCGAGGCGCCGCGACUCCUGCGCUGCCUGCCUGCCGUCCUGCCUGCUGCCCCGGGGCUUGCUGCUGGCAGCGGCGGCCCCGCCCGUGGCGUUGGGCCCGGAGGCCAGGCGCCUCUGCGAGAGCGCGGCGGCUGGCCAGCCGCUGGAGAUCCCGCGGUGGCUGGCCCUGGCGGACGAGGCCCUCGCGAAGGCCGCUCGGCUGCCAGCAGAGGACGUCCUGCUCCUGCUGCGGGCCCUGCUGCGCCACCGCGUGGAGGACCCGGGCCUCUUCGCGGCCCUGGGCGAUCGCGUCACCCGCCUGGCCCCAGGUUUGUCCGUGUCUGCCGCUUUGGACGCUCUGGAGUUGUUCGGGCACUACCGCGAUUCCCGCGCUGGACGUGCCAGCAACCGCGCGCUGAGCGGCGAGGCCAGCUUGCAGCGAGCUCAGUCCAGCUGGCGAGGUCGCGCAGAGAGCGCGGCGCUGAUGGCAGUCCACAGGUACGCUACUUGGCUGCAAGAGGCCCCGUUGAUUGUGGACUACGCCGCGUUGGCGAAGGGUUGCAAUGCCCCGCGCAGGCGCUUCGUGGCCCCAGCGAGUUUGCAGAGCGUUGAGCAGGAGGUCAAGGAGGGUGCGAGCAUUGUCGAGGGGAUGCAGGACGGGAGCGAGUCCGAGGACGAGGCGAUGCCCACGUCGAAUUGCCCGCCGGCGUCGAGUUCUGCAGGGGACGAUGCGAGCGCGGCCCCGCCCGAGCGCAUCCCUGUGAUGUCCUGGGCGGCAGGGCUGUGCCUCCGCCUGCAGGAGACCGCCGUCUCCGACGCGGCGCGCGUGCCCGGCGGCUGCCUCGUAGGGGCGUCAAAGGAGGUGCCGGCAUGUGCCGGAGUCGGCCCGAACGGCGGCAGGAGGCUUGAGGUAUAA